Messenger RNA from Mugil cephalus (flathead mullet), 2775 nucleotides. It is a transcript of the gene ubn1, whose product is annotated as ubinuclein 1. The coding region runs from base 46 to 2457 and encodes 803 amino acids. Gene Ontology annotation, cellular component: nucleus. Lineage: Eukaryota; Metazoa; Chordata; Actinopteri; Mugiliformes; Mugilidae. The transcript has 14 exons. The record is from RefSeq and is a predicted model, not a curated record.
CCGUUCAGACCAAACCUCGAGAGUCAGUGUGAGUCGUCAGGAAGGAUGGCUGAGGCCCGGAGGGUCCAGCUCACCACUCUGAGCUCUGACCUGCCUUCGUCCUCCUCUCAAACCUCGGCUCAGAAGUGUCCGUCGGUCGUUCUCCCCGGGAAAGAAACCCACUCAGACGAACCCACCGUCAGCGACACGGUCCGGUUGGUCCUCAGUUUAUUUGAGCCCGACGAGCAGAACUUCCCCGAGUUCAGCUACACUCAGCUCAUUGAGAACCAGAUCAGUCAAACCAAAGGCGACGUCCCACUGAGCAGAUUUCAGGAGAAAGAAAAGCAAGAGCACGAUGAAGUUGCUGCCAUCGCGAGAAAAUUGGAGGAAAAAUAUGGCGACAAACCUAAGAAGAAGAAGAAGCAGCAGCAGCAGAAGAAGAAGGACCGCAUUCAGGACCUGAUUGAUAUUGGAUACGGUUAUGAUGAAGAGGAUUCUUUCAUUGACAACUCUGAGGCUUAUGAUGAGUUUGUGCCCGCCUCCCUCACAACCACGUUUGGAGGCUUCUACGUGAAUUCAGGGGUCCUGCAGUUUCGUCAGGCUUCUGACACGGAGACGGACGACUUACCGACAGAGGAGAAAACUCUUGAUAUGACAAAAAAACGUAAGCUCAAUGAGGGACAAGACAAGCCAAAGAAGAAGAAGCAGCGUGGAGCAGGUGGAAUGUGCCUGAAGGAGGAUGCUAAGUUCAGCACUAUGUCUGAGAUCGAGCCUCAUGAUGAGUUGAAGAUGAAAAAGAAAAAGGCUGUCAAGAUGCUGAGUGUCACCAGCAUGCUGAAAAAGUUUCAAAGAGAAAAGGAAAAGGAACGCGAGAAGUUGGAGAAAGUACAUCAGAACGCUGCCGUGAUUAUGGGCGCGACCACAAUCCCUCUGUUCCCGGCAGACGCAGGAGGAGGUGGAAGCUCCGGACUGACCCUGACCGACCCCCUCCUCAGUUUAAUUGGUUCAACCAAUGACCACGCUCUUAUCCAGGCCGCCAGCACGGUGGAUUUUGAUAUCGAUUUGGAUUCUUUAUUAGAAGUCGGCGAAGAGACUUUGUCGCCAAAAUCAUUUCCUCAAACUGCAGAGACGCAGCUGAAUGUUUUCUCAGACGCUAAAGCCCAAAAUCCAAAUGCAAAGCGUUAUCCAGAGCAAAUCCAGUUCCCGUCAGAGGCCGGUUCUACGUCGUCACCCCUGCCAGAAGGACUACCUCCAGGACUGGAAGAGAGCAUUAGGAAACUGACAGUGGCUGCCAAGACUUCAGAGGGGGAAUCGAAACUCAAGUUCUUCAAUCCAGAUAUCAACUCAAUCCUGCUGGAUAUUGAGUUGCAGUGUCGGGAACAAGGUGGCCAGCUUCGCUCCAAGGUGUACACACACCUGUCGUCCUUCCUGCCCUGCAGCAGAGACACACUUCUCAAACGUGUGAAGAAGCUGUUCAACACACACGUGGGGGGACCCCCUGAUGUGGAAGAUCCCAUGCAGAAACUUAAGGCCGCCAUUGGAAGAUCUAUGCCUGAACAGAUUGCGUGUUUCCAUGAACACUGCCAAGCAUAUGAACAAGUCAGGAUCUCAAAAGCAUCACUGGAGGACAGCGUGGAAGAGAAAGGUGGCAAAAAAGGAGGUCCAAAGAAGUUGUUCAAAUGGAAUGAAGAGAUCAGAGAGUGCUUUAGCCAUGUGCUCAGGGCAAAAAUGGACAAAUAUAAAAAGGAAGGAAAGAGUGCCCAGGAGAUCGAGGAGAACCUCAAGAUUUUACUGGACAAUGAGGUCAAACCACUCUGGCCUAAAGGGUGGAUGCAGUCUAGGCUGCUGAUAAAGGAGAGUGGGAAGCUGUUGGGCCUAUUUACUGCUUUACCAGUAAAGAAGAUCAAGUCUGGGAAGAAGCCGUCCUCCAUCAGUAGUGGUUCCACUUUGCCAGAUGGCUGUGACAGCCUUCAGGGAACUCGGUCAUUAUCGGGGGAACUACAAGGAACGGAUCCAGUGUUCGCUGAAAGCUUAAAUGUCUCCACUUCUGAGUCCCUUGGUGCCCAGAAGCAGGGUGCAGUAAAGGGUGAAGUAAAAGUGGUGUUGGGUGCUGGUUUGACUACACCUGCAGAGUCAGAAGGACCUCCAGUCAACACCACAUCUGCUCCCACUCACUCAUUUUUGGAUCUCCUUGCCGAUCAAGCACUGGCUCACGAGCAGCCUCUCACAGUGUCCCAGGAGCUCCUGGCAGUAGCUGUAGCAAAAUACAAGCAUUCAGUUCAGCACUGGAGCUUAAGCGUGGACACCAGAAGUCCUCCUCUUCCUCCUGCUCCUCCCCAUUCCAGCCCAGUGGAUUUCCCACUGAACAGAGUGUGUCAGGUGACUGUGCCUCGGCUGCUGUUGGCAGGAGAGGGCAAACGGGAUGAUGCUGACGAGGUGCAUAUCAUCUCUGAUGAUUCUGACAUUUCUACACAAUGAUGAUGUCCAACGUAAACAUGAACACGGUGGGGACCUUGGAGGUGGACACACUGGAUUCUAAUGGAGCAGUAAAGAUGUCUGCAAAACCUAAUAACUGACUUCUUCAUUACGUGUGUUUAAAUCGGUAUUUUUGUGAUGGGGUAAAAGUAAAGAAAGCUAUUAUGUUUGGACACAUAAAAUAGUAAGUUUUCUCAAAGAGCAGACAAAUAAAUUGACAUAUGCCACCUAAUCAGAAAAUCACUUGAAAAGAAUUAUAUUUGAAUGGCUUUGUUUAAAAUGUAAAUGAUUUAUUUUCAAUAAAUAAAUACUGAUUAAAUA